This is a messenger RNA of Antrostomus carolinensis (chuck-will's-widow), 462 nucleotides long. It is a transcript of the gene MALL, whose product is annotated as mal, T cell differentiation protein like. Gene Ontology annotation, biological process: myelination. The transcript has 4 exons. Gene Ontology annotation, molecular function: structural constituent of myelin sheath. NCBI's taxonomy places the organism in Eukaryota, Metazoa, Chordata, Aves, Caprimulgiformes, Caprimulgidae. Gene Ontology annotation, cellular component: membrane. Bases 1 to 462 code for a protein of 153 amino acids. The record is from RefSeq and is a predicted model, not a curated record.
AUGGCCUCAGUGGGUCCCCCUGCAGCCUCCACACAACCCGCCUUGCCCUCCGGACCCGCUGUCUUCAAAACCAUCCCCUACGCGUUCAUCCUGCCAGAGAUACUCUGUGGGACCUGGGUGUGGAUCCUCGUCGCUGCUACCUCCGUCUCCUUCCCGUUGCUGCAGGGAUGGGUGAUGUACGUGUCCCUCAGCUCCUGCCUCAUCUCCCUGCUGCUCCUCUUAAGCUACAUCUUCGGCUUUCACAAAAACAGCGAGAACUGGAAAGUGCUGGACAGUCUGUACCACGGCGCCACAGCCAUCCUGUACCUGAGCGCUGCUGUCUUGCAAGCCAACGCCACUAUCCGCUCUGAGUCCGGCCCCAACUCGCCGCUUUACUACCAGCUCAACAGCGCCGCAUCGUUCUUUGCCUUCAUCACGAGCUUCCUGUACAUCCUCCACGCCUUCAGCAUCUACUACCAGUGA